Molecule: messenger RNA, 1428 nt
Organism: Alternaria alternata
Lineage: Eukaryota; Fungi; Ascomycota; Dothideomycetes; Pleosporales; Pleosporaceae
Product: FAD-binding domain-containing protein
Exons: 5
Coding region: 1-1428 (475 amino acids)
Molecular function (GO): oxidoreductase activity; FAD binding
Source: RefSeq, a predicted model, not a curated record
AUGGUAUCAGGGUCUGAGAAAUUUGACUAUCCUUCGCUCAAAGAGCUGCUAAAGGAUACGACUGCUGAAGUCCUACUUCCAGGUGAUGGCGAAGAGUACGAGAAGAGCAUCGAAAGGUGGAGUGAGCACUGCAUCAAACGAGCUGCUGCUGUAAUCAGAGUUCGGUCUGCGGAUGACGUUUCCGCAACUUUAGCUCAGAUACGCGAGCACAGCAUCCCGUUCACAGUCCGAGGAGGAGGUCACAGCACUUCUGGAGCUGCGUCUAUCGAGGAUGGCAUCGUCAUCGAUCUUUCUAAGAUGCGCAAGGUGACAGUUGACGUGGAUGCCAAAACUAUCAGAGCCGAAGGAGGAACUAUAUGGGAAGACGUUGAUGUUGAAGCUGCCAAGUUUGGUCUUGCGACUGUCGGAGGUACGGUUAACCAUACCGGUGUAGGAGGUUUGACACUAGGAGGGGGCUAUGGUUAUCUCACUGGAAAGUACGGCUUGACGAUUGAUAAUCUCUUGUCCGUUGACAUGGUCCUCGCAUCUGGUGAGCAAGUCGUCGCAUCAGCAAAUUCGAAUCCCGACCUCUAUUGGGCUGUGCGAGGCGCAGGUCAGAACUUUGGCGUAGCAACAGCUUUCACGUUCCAGGGCUAUGCACAGAAGAAUUCUGUCUUUGCAGGACCUUUGGUCUUCCUUCCGGACAAAAUACCGCAGAUCGUUGAGUUCCUGAACAAGUUCCACACUACAAAUGACGGCAACCAAGCCAUGCUCAUGGGUUUCUCCGCUCCACCGCCCGCGAAUGCACCUGUCGUACUUUGCCAGAUCUUCCAUAACGGCACUGAGGAAGAAGGAAAAGCUUUCUUUGCUGACCUGUUUGAACUUGGCCCUGUAGCCAACAUGACUGCCAUGAUACCUUACCCACAGCUGAACAGCCUUCUUAAUCAGGGAGCCGGAUUUGACGGGCGCAAGCUUUUCGGUGGAGGUGCUUUCAAGCUCCCAAUUGACUCAAGCUUCGCUGUGCAACUUCAUGCAGAGUUCAACGCUUUUGUAGCUUCGCACGAACGAAUGAACGAAAGCAUGAUACUCUUCGAAGCUGUUCCUUACCAGAAGGUCAUAGAGGUUCCCAACGAUAAGAUGGCGUUCUCGAACCGUGGCGAUUACUACAAUGUCGCAGUGAUGAUGAAAUGGUUCGAGCCCUCACUCGACGGAGAGAUUCGUACAUUUUCACGAAACCUCCUCAAGAAAGCCUCAGUAACUGCUGCAGACCGGUCAAAGGAUGGCGGCGUGGCUCAAUACGGGAACUAUGCUUCCGCUGAUGUUGAAGCGAACGAGAUCUUCGGCGCAAACGUCAAGCGACUUGAGGAGCUCAAGCAUAAGUACGACCCUGACAACCUGUUCAGCCACGGCACGAAGUUGACGCCGCGCCCUUUGGUGGUCGUCAACUGA